UUAGCGCUUUUCGAUAAACAUUACUUCCCAGUUAGUCUGCCGUUUCACUUCGUACGAGUUGUGUAGCAAAUUUGAGUCCGUAUUUGAAUUUCAGAAUUUAUGUAGUUUGUCAGUUGCUUCAUUCCGUGUUGUUUCCCAUUUCGUAAAGGACCACGGAAAGCUAGCGGGACUAAGUGUGAAUCGUAGUACGUAAUUGUAACCCUCCUGGCAGACUCUAUUUUGUAUUCCAACCGAUAAUACUCGUCUCCAUUACAUACGGCUGUGUACUAUCUCUGUCAAUCUGGAAACCAAGUACGUAAUUAUGAUAAGAGCCUCAAGGGACUGCCACAAUACAUCGAUAUACCGGUGCAAUUCACCGCAAUUGUGCUCGUUUUAUCGAAGCUCGUAUUGCUUUGGUCGUGACCAUCGGCAGAUUACCCUACCAAGUUUAACACUGUGCACUGAAAGUAAUAUUUUUCGGCUGCCAAAUCCUUCUAACGCAAUGUUGCAUUCUUCACUUUCAAUCGAUCACUACCACCGCAGAAAAUGUUGAUCUUGUUUACCAACAUUCUGCAAUGGACACUACUAGUGUAGCAUACUAUUUGUGGCUGGUUGUUUGUCUGGGGUGGCUUCCGGCUUUCAACGGUACAACCACUUCGAGCACACUUCUUGCAGUUUUAACUGAUAGCCUCACUAUAUGUGGUGAAAGAGAAUGUCAUCCGGAAACUGAAGUGUGCAGGGAGGAGAGCUACUGCGAGUGUAAACCACACUUUGAAAAUGUAGUAUCAUUCGAAUGUUUGCCUUGUCCAGGCGAAGGACAACACUGUCGGGGUUGCUGUAUCAGCGAUGCACUCACUUGUUAUCGUGGCGUUUGUCAGAGGUGUUCAUUGGAUAGUAAUGGAAAUUGCAUCAGCCAGGAGUCCUUGUUUUUCUUGACCGCUGCUCAAGUAGCGCUGGCCACCGCUAUGGUGCUGGGCGUGAUUUCUCUUAGUUUUCUGCUGUACAAAACCUUGCGCAAUCGUUUAAGGCGCAACAAUCCAGUACUUGAGAGUGAAUUCCGCCAAUCAGUCGCCAGCCGUGUUUCGUUAUCAUCGAUACAACAGCGCGUCAUUAGGCGCUUACGAGAUCGUCCGCCGAAAUACGAAACGAGACACAAUUAUGAGUACCAGCAGAGACAAACCGAACGGCAGACAAGUCAGCAAAGCACAUCGGCCGAUAAUAUUGAACAGCGCAAUGCUGCGCCAAUCGGCGGUCCGCCUCCUGCAUACGAUGGUGAUACGCUUUCUCUAGCGGAAAAUCCGCCACCUUACACGCAAGAACAAUCCGAUGGACCGAUAGGAAGUGGCAUUGCCGUCAUCGAUAUUCCAUCGACCAACACAACUGAGCAUUCGCGGUCUACGGAUGAGACGAAUGAUUACAGUGCGAGUAGCGUCCAGGGAAUAACGAAUCAUGGAUUCGAGCCGGACAAAAUUACUCCAUCACAGCCACCAAUCACACAGUCUCCAAAUAGCGAUGAAACCGUUGGAUGUCCCAAGGAUGCGUGUUAUGAUAUUCCCCUAGUCAGUAGCAAUGAUAAGACGGUCUACAUGUAAGGAACCGAGCUGAACUGCGGUAAAAAGAGCACAUUUUACUAAGUACGCUUGGACUUUUUAAAGCAACGUUGUAAUGUACCAUGAUGGAUGUUACUCUUGAUCUUAUAAAAGGAAGACAAUUACCUCUUUCGACGGUUCAA
This is a messenger RNA of Anopheles funestus (African malaria mosquito), 1711 nucleotides long. RefSeq lists its product as uncharacterized. NCBI's taxonomy places the organism in Eukaryota, Metazoa, Arthropoda, Insecta, Diptera, Culicidae. The transcript has 5 exons. Bases 555 to 1571 code for a protein of 338 amino acids. The record is from RefSeq and is a predicted model, not a curated record.